Messenger RNA from Drosophila erecta, 2908 nucleotides. RefSeq lists its product as uncharacterized. Gene Ontology annotation, biological process: carbohydrate metabolic process; chitin catabolic process. The transcript is spliced from 7 exons. Lineage: Eukaryota; Metazoa; Arthropoda; Insecta; Diptera; Drosophilidae. Gene Ontology annotation, cellular component: extracellular region. The coding region runs from base 191 to 2908 and encodes 905 amino acids. The record is from RefSeq and is a predicted model, not a curated record. Gene Ontology annotation, molecular function: chitin binding.
GCUCGGUUUCACAUCGACUUCAGACCCUCGAAAAGCUCGGUUCAAGCUUUUUGUCGUCAGCUUGGCCUGGGGUUUCUGUUUCUGUUUCGGUUUUGGCUUGGGUUUCGUUUUCCAUUUCGAUUCCCAGUCUCAGUUCGAUUUCAUUUGAUUUGGUCUGCGGUCGUGCCCACAGAGAUAUAACCAACGCACCAUGAAGGCGUGGAUCUGGCUUUCGUUUGUCGCGUGCCUCUUUGCGGCAAGUACAGAAGCUGCCUCCAACCUGGUCUGCUACUAUGACUCUUCCAGUUUCACCAGGGAAGGUCUGGGCAAGAUGCUCAAUGCCGAUCUGGAGAUCGCCUUGCAGUUCUGCAGCCACUUGGUCUACGGAUACGCCGGGCUACGAGGAGAAAACCUGCAGGUGCACAGUAUGAACGAGAACCUGGACAUAUACAAGCAUCAGUACUCCGAAGUGACCUCCCUGAAGAGGAAGUAUCCCCACCUGAAGGUCUUGCUGAGCGUGGGCGGCGAUCAUGACAUCGAUCCGGAUCAUCCCAACAAAUAUAUCGAUCUGCUGGAGGGCGAGAAGGUUCGUCAAGUUGGAUUCAUCCGCUCGGCCUAUGACUUGGUGAAGACCUACGGCUUCGAUGGCUUGGAUCUGGCCUAUCAGUUCCCCAGGAACAAGCCCAAGAAGGUUCACGGUGACCUGGGCUCGGCAUGGAAGAGUUUCAAGAAACUGUUCACCGGCGACUUUGUUGUGGAUCCACACUCAGCCCUUCACAAGGAACAGUUUACCGCUUUAGUGAGGGAUGUCAAGGACUCCCUGAGAGCUGAUGGAUUCCUGCUCAGCCUGACUGUGCUGCCCAAUGUCAACUCCACUUGGUACUUUGAUAUUCCCGCGCUGAAUGGCUUGGUGGACUUUGUGAACCUGGCCACCUUCGACUUUCUGACUCCAGCUCGCAAUCCCGAGGAGGCGGACUAUAGCGCUCCCAUCUACCAUCCCGAUGGGUCAAAGAAUCGGCUGGCUCACCUGAACGCCGAUUUCCAGGUGGAGUACUGGCUGUCGCAGGGAUUCCCAGCUAAUAAGAUCAAUUUGGGUGUUGCCACCUAUGGCAAUGCCUGGAAACUCACCGGGGCCUCUGGGCUCGAAGGAGUACCUGUGGUGCCAGAUACAGUGGGACCAGCACCCGAGGGCUUGCAGUCGCAGAAACCAGGACUACUUAGCUAUGCUGAAAUCUGCGGAAAGCUGUCCAAUCCCCAAAACCAAUUCCUCAAGGGCAACGACUCGCCACUGCGACGGGUUUCAGAUCCCACCAAGAGAUUCGGGGGCAUAGCUUAUCGCCCCGUCGAUGGCCAGAUAACCGAUGGCAUUUGGGUGAGCUACGACGAUCCCGACUCGGCCUCCAAUAAGGCGGCCUACGCCCGCGUCAAGAACCUGGGGGGCGUGGCACUGUUCGAUCUGAGCUACGAUGAUUUCCGUGGGCAGUGCUCAGGCGACAAGUAUCCCAUCCUGCGAGCCAUCAAAUAUCGUCUUACGGCGAAUCGCGCGGAGGUGAUUCCACAGAAAAGCUUAACAGCUCCUCUCUGGCUGUAUCUGCGUACAAAGAUGACUGGCUCUCUGUGGCUCAGUUUGGCACUCAGCUUGGCGGCUUUGGCUCAGUUCCAAGUGAGUGCCGCUCCUAAUCUGGUUUGCUUCUAUGACUCGCAGGGCUUCCAGCGCCAGGGCCUGGCUCAGUUUUCGAUGACCGACAUGGAGCUGGCGCUGCAGUUUUGCACCCAUUUGGUCUACGGCUAUGCGGGUGUCAAUGCCGAUAGCUAUGAAGUGCAGAGCAUUAACAAGCGACUGGACCUGGAGCAGCGCCACCUGGCCCAAGUCUCCAGCCUGAAGGAACGCUAUCCCCACAUCAAGUUCCUCCUGAGCGUGGGCGGGGAUGCCGAUACGAACGAGGGCAACCAGUACAUAAAGCUGCUGGAAUCGGGACAGCAGGGCCACAGACGCUUCAUCGAAUCCGCUCGGGAUUUGGUGAGGCGUUAUAAUUUCGAUGGCCUGGACCUGGCUCUCCAACUGCCCAGAAAUAAGCCACGCAAAGUUCACGGGGAUGUGGGCUCCGCCUGGAAGAGUUUCAAGAAGUUCUUCACCGGCGAUUUCAUUGUGGAUACCGAGUCCGAAACGCACCGGGGACAGGUGACUGCCCUGGUCAAGGAUUUGAGUGCUGCUCUGAAGCAAAACGAUCUGCUGCUCAGCCUCACCGUUUUGCCAAAUGUGAACUCAAGCUGGUACUACGAUGCGCCUUCGAUCGCUCCAAGCCUGGACUUCAUCAACCUGGGAACUUUUGACUUCUUGACCCCGCAGCGCAAUCCCGAGGAGGCGGACUUUUCGGCGCCCACAUACCAGGCGGUUGGCGAAAAUCGUUUGGGCCACUACAAUCUCAACUUCCAAAUGGAGCACUGGCUGCUGCAAAGAGUGCCUGCGAAUAAGAUAAACAUUGGCAUCGCCACCUAUGGCAGGGCAUGGAAGCUGACCAAGGAUUCGGGUGACUCUGGCAUGCCCGUGGUGCCCUCCACCCAGGGACCCGCUCCAGCGGGACCACAGAGCAAAAAGGAGGGUCUGCUUAACUGGGCUGAGAUCUGCUCGCUGAUGCCGAACCCCAGUAACUCGAAUGCCAGAGGUCCCAAUGCGCCGGUGAAGAGGGUUCUGGAUCCCACAAAACGUUAUGGCAGCUACGCCUUCCGUGCCGCCGACGAAAAUGGAGACCACGGCCUUUGGAUCAGCUACGACGAUCCGGACUCGGCCUCCAGCAAGGCCAUGUACGCCAGGGUGAAGAAUCUCGGCGGAGUGGCUCUCUUUGACCUGACCCAAGACGAUUUCCGUGGUCAGUGCACAAACGAUCGCUUCCCCAUGCUGCGUGCCAUCAAGUACCGUCUUCUCUAA